UGAUCGUCUGUCAAACGUCAAAACCGUUGUUGACUCGCACAAAUUGAAAAUAGCAAUUCACGGCGGUUUUGAACAAGCGAUCUUCAAGAAAUUCAUUUUAACACUUCUCCAACGUUUAUCCGAAUUCCGAAAUGAGUUCAAUAGGAACAGGCUAUGAUCUUUCCGCAUCCCAAUUCUCGCCCGACGGGCGAGUUUUUCAAGUUGAAUAUGCAAUGAAAGCCGUGGAAAAUAGCGGGACUAUAAUUGGGCUUAAAGGAAAGGAUGGUAUUGUCUUGGCUGCUGAGAAAUUAAUACUUUCCAAACUACAUGAAUCUGGCACCAACCGAAGGAUUUUCAACAUUGACAGACACAUUGGAAUGGCUGUAUCUGGAUUGAUUGCUGAUGCCAGACAAAUUGUUGAAAUUGCCAGGAAAGAGGCAUCCAAUUAUAGGCUGAAAUAUGGUACUAGCAUACCAUUAAAGUACUUGAAUGACAGGGUCAGCAUGUACAUUCAUGCCUACACACUUUACAGUGCUAUUCGUCCCUAUGGAUGCAGUGUAAUAUUAGCCAGUUAUGAAAAUGAUGAACCUGAAAUGUAUACUAUUGAUCCUUCAGGCGUUACAUAUGGGUACCAUGGAUGUGCAACAGGAAAAGCCAAACAAUCAGCAAAAACUGAAAUUGAAAAACUGAAGUUGGGUGCUUUAAGUUGUAGAGAUUUGGUCAAAGAAGCUGCAAAAAUUAUCUAUACUGUUCAUGAUGAACUAAAAGACAAAAAUUUUGAAUUGGAAUUAUCCUGGGUAUGUAAAGAGAGCAAUGGCAGACAUGAAAAAGUGCCAGAAUCAAUCUUCACUGAUGCUGAAAAGGCUGCAAAACAAGCUAUGGAAGCUGACUCAGAGUCGGACACAGAAGAUAUGUAAUUUUAUUCUAUUUCUAUUUUUAUAGGCGUAAUUUUCAUUAAAAUUGUUCCAACUA
Messenger RNA from Aethina tumida (small hive beetle), 951 nucleotides. RefSeq names its product proteasome subunit alpha type-3 (gene Prosalpha7). The record is from RefSeq and is a predicted model, not a curated record. The transcript has 5 exons. Bases 132 to 896 code for a protein of 254 amino acids. Gene Ontology annotation, biological process: ubiquitin-dependent protein catabolic process. Gene Ontology annotation, cellular component: synapse; proteasome core complex; proteasome core complex, alpha-subunit complex. NCBI's taxonomy places the organism in Eukaryota, Metazoa, Arthropoda, Insecta, Coleoptera, Nitidulidae.